UAAAACAAACGCAGAAAAUCUUUUCGGUAGGACGCACAUCGUCUGCGGAUUAUAAAAUGAGAAUAAAAUACUUGCUAAUAGUAUGUAUGUACUUUGUUGGGUCUUUGGCGUACAAGCCUGUUGUGAUACUCCAUGGCAUAUUAUCGGGAGCUGAAUCUAUGACUGUUUUGGUGCGACAUAUUGAGAAAUUGCAUCCGGGUACAGUCGUAUACAAUUGCGAUAAGUUCAGCGGGUGGUACAGCCUGGAGAAUGCCUGGCGGCAAGUCCAACAAAUAAAAGAUUACAUAGAUCAAAUUGGAAAACUGCACCCGGAAGGCAUAAUUGUAUUAGGCUACUCUCAAGGCGGGCUCUUGGCGAGGGCGGCGAUUCAAAGCUUACCCGACCACAAUGUAAAAACCUUUAUAUCGCUAUCAUCACCUCAAGCUGGACAAUAUGGAACAAGUUUCUUGCACUUAAUUUUCCCGGAUCUUGCGGCAAAGACAGCAUUUGAGCUAUUCUACUCGCGGGUGGGGCAACACACAUCUGUAGGCGGCUACUGGAAUGACCCACAUAAGCAAGACCUAUAUAUGAAAUAUAGUGAAUUCUUACCCUUGAUAAACAAUGAGAAGCUGAGCUCCAAUUCAACUUCGUUCAAAAUGGGAAUGGUACGGCUGAAUAAGCUUGUCCUAAUCGGAGGACCAAACGAUGAUGUUAUUACACCAUGGGAAUCUAGUCAUUUUAGUUACUUCAAUGAAUCAUUGAAUGUGAUUCCGUUUUAUAAACGGGAAAUCUACAUGAAUGACUCAAUCGGAUUGAAGACCUUACUGGAAGCUAAUAAACUAAUUAUUAUUGUUAAGCCAUUCGUACAUCACCUUUCGUGGCAUUUGAACAAAGGAGUUAUCAAUGAAGUUAUAAUGCCAUAUUUGGAUUAAACAAAUUCAAUUUUAAGCGAGUAGAAGCAGGCUGUGAUUCGAAAGGAGUGGAAUAGAAUGGGUAAACAUUUUAUUUUGAACUGAUUUAAGUAAGAGUAA
Molecule: messenger RNA, 1010 nt
Organism: Drosophila arizonae
Lineage: Eukaryota; Metazoa; Arthropoda; Insecta; Diptera; Drosophilidae
Gene: Ppt2
Product: palmitoyl-protein thioesterase 2
Cellular component (GO): lysosome
Molecular function (GO): thiolester hydrolase activity
Source: RefSeq, a predicted model, not a curated record